GGAUGCUGAAAUUAUAUAUGGUAAAGUUUUGUUGCAAAAAAAACCUAGAAAACGAAGAAAAACUAUAAGCACAGCAGAUUCUACUUCUACGUACCCAAAUGAAGAAAUCUCCUUGAGAGAAUUAAAUAGGACUAAAAAACUUAUGGUUACUGCAGACUAUGAUGGAUUUAUGCAGUCACAAGCAAGUUCAGAAGGAGAUGUACUCAGUACGUUUAGUCAAAGUGUAUAUAGCGCACACUCUAGUAUAAAACAAUUUGAUGAAAAUACAAGGAUACAAUUCAAUUUUUCUGCUAAAGAGGAAAUGAACAGAAUAAAAAAUAUGGCAAAAAAAUUACCACGAUAUAAACGCAGCAAAUAUAACCACAGUCAUGUGACGACUAGAUAUAAAACAGGACCAGACUUGAUUACACCUACGAAACUAUGGGCAAUCUUAUAUCUGGCUUUAAGGAUUCAUAAUCAAGAUAUACAUUUAGGUGAUAUGAUAAGAUAUGGAAGAGAAGGAAAUUUAUCUUAUUACAGACUAGAUCGCUUGAUACCUACUGAAGUGUCUUUAACAAGAAGCGAUAUGAAUUUCUUAUCAAGAGCCAUGACUAUAACGCACAAAAGUAUGAGAAGAAUUAUUGGACAAAUGGCAAAAUUUCUUGGAGUCACGAAAAUAAUUUGUCCAGAUCUUUUAUCUCUCGUUAAUCGAUAUUGCACUGAAUUAGCUCUACCAAAAGACAUAUUAUUAAACGCGGAAAGAUUGACGAGUUUAUCUCCGCCAAAAAUGACGUUUGACAAAAAAACCUCUAUUCCUAAUUACGAAGGUCGUGCCAUGGCAUUUAUUAUUGUAGUGUUGAAAACAUUAUUGAGUUUAGAUGGGAUUACAGAAAAUGAAAUUAGUAAUGUUGUAAACAAGAUUAAUAGAUAUAAAUUAAGAAUGAACAACUUACACCACAAAAAAUUGGAAUGGCUAGUUCAGAGAAAUGAAGUACAUAAUAUCAAAAAAAUCAAACCAAUUAGAUAUCAGUCUAUAAAAUCAUUGAAGAAUGACUUUAUUGAGAUUUUCUUAGACUCGAAUAACUUCAAGGACAAGACGAGGAUCCCCAUAUCAAAGACAAACAAGAAGUGGUUUAUGAAUCUAUCUUGAAGACACAUCUCUGAAACAGUCUCGAAUCUAUUACAAUUGGGUAGUAAUUUUUGCCUUCCUCCUCGAUUCAGUAAAAAAAGUACCGUCCACGAGGUCAUAAAAGAUAUGGAAAAUUUUAACAAAUACAUGGACCUAGAAACAAUAACUAGAAUGAGAAAUGCGGUCAUUCCACAACUACACAUGUUUUUAACAAAAGAUCAUAUGGUUAACAACAUUGAUAACGAGCUUUCGAAACUACGUAAAACAACUUUUGAAUUUUACAAGGAGAAUCCUAAUGUUAUUUUCACGAGAGCGGACAAAGGUAACGUCACUGUCGCUCUGGAUAAACAGGAAUAUAUUACAAGGAUGGAAGAAAUUCUGCAAGAUGAAAACACACGGUGGUUAAAAAAGAUCCGAGUUGCAUAUUGGAGAGAAAUUUAAAUAAUAUGUUGAGGGAGUGGUUACGUAAAGGGUUUGUUCAGAGAGAAACCUAUUGGACGCUUCAUUCAAGUGACUCCAAUUUACUUAGAGCUUAUGGCCUUCUUAAAGUUCACAAACCGAACGCACUGUUAAGAAUUGUUUCUUCGGUGAACACUGCCCUAUACCCACUUGCGAAUUACAUACACAAAAUUAUUAAAGAAAGCCUACCGAUUUACAAUAGACACGCCAUGGAUAGUUUCAGAUUGUACGACGCCCUCUCGGGUAAAAACAUACCGUCAACACAUAUCUUAAUAUCGUUGGAUGCAACUUCAUUAUUUACAAAUAUAGUUCUAGAUCUUACGAUACAGAGCAUUAAAAAUAGGUGGACAUUUAUUGAAAAUGAUACCUCCAUUCCGUUAGACAAUUUUAUACAGGCCAUUAAUUUCAUUCUUUUUCACAUUUAACAACAAAAUUUAUAAGCAGACAUUUGGAACUCCGAUGGGCUCACCUCUGUCACCUAUUAUGGCUGAUCUAGUGUUGCAAGAUCUCGAGGACAAAGCGCUAAAAGCGUUGAAAUUCGAAAUUCCGAUUUAUUAUAGAUAUGUAGAUGAUAUCCUAUUAUCUGUACCCCUGACAAAAACCACCGAAACUGUCAACAUAUGUUUAACAGCUUCCAUUUGAGACUUCAGUUCACUUUAGAACGUGAAAAAGACCGUUGUCUCAGCUUUUUGGACCUCUUGUUGAGAGUAAAGAACAACAAGAUCAUACUUGAUUGGUUCCACAAAGAUACGUUUUCGGGAAGAUAUUUGUCGUUUUUCUCGCAUCACCCUCGUUGUCACAAAAUAGGAACAAUCUAUAGUCUAAUAGAUAGAGCAAUUAUGUUGUCAGAUCCAUCUUUUUAGCAAAAAAAUCUAGAAUUCUGCAUCAAUAUAUUGCUGGACAACGGUUAUCCAUUAGAUCUUGUUUUUCAUGAAAUUAAUAACAGACUUAAGAAACAUUUCAAUAAUCAAGUGGAACUCACAGAUUCUCAAAAUAAUCAAGCUAAAACUGAAAGUCAGCGCAUAAAGAAAAAAUAUUUUGUGUUACCUUAUAUCAGGCACAUAUCUGAAACAGCCUCAUUUUUUGUCAAUAAAGAUUUGUUCAUGGCUUUCGUUGCCUCAACAAAUUAGACAUGUUUAUUAGGGUGCAGAAGGAUGUAACCAACAUAAAUCUAAGGAAUAAUAUUGUCUACAAAAUAUGCUGUAAAAAUUGUAACGCGUCGUAUGUAGGACAGACAAAGAGACAUUUUAAGUACCAAAAUUAAAGAACAUGCGAAUAAUUUUAAGUUGGAAUCGUCGAGACACUCCGUGGUAACAGAACACAUGCUAAAAAACAACCACGUGUUUGAUUGGAAUAAUGUCAAGAUAUUAGAUUCUGAAUCAAGAUACCAAAAAAGGUUAAGGCGAUGCUGAAGGGUCUGUUUUACCGAUUAAGCGUAAUUAUUGUUUUACACAAUUAUCUUUUUAUUGAUUGCACAGAAUUAAAAAUUCUUUUCCAGAAUUAAAGUAUAGACAAUAACGCACUCCGAUUGCUACAAUUUCAUAUGAAAAACGAAAAAAGUUAGAAAAUUACAGUUUAGUUAUCGACUCCUCCAGUCGACUCGUGAAAACAUUUGCUGCGUAUAAAUGUUUUAGACUUUGUACGUAUAAGACACGUAGAUAUUGGAAUUGGCAUUACAAGAAAAAACAAGGCAGUGUUUUCAGGCGUUCAGAAACGAGCUAGGUGCUUUAUUAUAAGAGAAAAGUGUUUAACAAAAUCUCCUUGUAUGUGUGCGUGCGGAAGCGGUGUGAAGAGUGAGACAGAGCACUAAUUUAGUUGCUGAAUAUCACGGUAGGCGGUGCUGUAAUCGAAUGUGCAGUGAAGCGCAUCACUGGCUCAUAGGAUAACUUAUCAGGCUAAUUUUCAGGCUUUCUAAUUUUUUUUUGUUUUUUAUAUGAAAUUAUUGCAAGCGGAUUGCGUUAUUGUCUAUACUUUAAUUCUGGAAAAGGAUUUUUAAUUCUGUGUAGUCAAUAAAAAGAUUUUUGAAAAUUAAAUCGCACUAUUAUUAGGACUCUCUGGUACGAUACUCUCUCUUACACUAAAGCUUCUAACACAUUUCUAAAAACAUUGUUCCGGAAAUAUUAUUUCUUGUAAUUCCGAUGGUACUGGAUGCUUAUUUUAUAUAUACAUAUAAAGUUUCAACUUAUUUGCAGCAAAUGUUGUCACGAGUCGACCGCAGAAGUCGAUAACAAUUAUAAUUUGCUAAUUUUUUUUUUGUUUUUUAUAGAAAAUUGUUGCCUGUGUAUUUCGCUAUUGUAUAAUUUUGUUAUUGUUUAUUGUUUAAUUCUGGAAAAGGUUUAUAUUUCUGUGUAGUCAGUAAAAAGAUUUUUGCUAGGAAUCUAUAUGCUAAAAUAAAUAAUAAGUCAAUGAAGUAAAUUAUGGCCUACGGUUUACAUCAGAUCUUGGUGAUGAUUAUAAUUUGUCUAUAUUAAAUUAAAUUUCUUGGCUUUAUUUUAAUCCGCGCGUUUCGAAAGGUUUCGUCAGACUUGAAACGCAGCUACUAAGCUAAAUAUUGAUGCUCGAGAGCAUCUUAAAAUUCCCCCUUCCCCCUUCCCCAAAAAACUGUAAAUUAAUUUAUUGCGAAAAAUAAUACCUCAGCCGGGGUUCGAACUCGGAUCUCCUAUCAUUCCGUGCGGACAUUCUAGUCAAUUCGACCACUGAGGCAUAUUAUUUUUCGCAAUAAAUUAAUUUACCAUUUUUCUGGGAAAGGCAGAGGGGGGAUUUUAAGAUGCUCUCGGAGCACCGAGUCGGCCGCGUUCAUGCCUCGAGUCUCGGGCCGGCUCGGCCGUUCUCGCCGCGUCUGCCGCUACUCGGAUAUUAGAAAGAGAGAGACAUUGUUCGCGACUCUGCGACGAGAUCGCUGGAUGCCCCUGAAGAUGGAAUGCAGGGUGAGAGGACGUUCGUGGAAAGGGUUUUGAUAAAGUGCACAAUGCUUAAGUAUCACGUGGACGUCGAAAUGUCCGAAUCGUAUCGUUUAUUUACAGAUCGCAACUUAUAUAUAUAUCACACGCGUUUUCUGGUUGUUGAGCACACUACGGAGAUGGUCUAGAGUUGAGAUAGAAUGUCCACUAACUCGAUAAGAAUUGUAUUAAUUAUUACCGGUGAGGAUGAUGAUGCCCAGUGAGCCGGUGUCACGCGGCGCUGGCGUGCGCGUGGCGUGACGAGCUUGAGUCUCUCGAUUGAUGCUGUACCAGAGAUUGUGGGUGAGUCUCUCUUAUGAGGGUGAUAAUGAGUCCUUCGUUGAGCACUUGUCUGAUGAGAAGUCUAUGAUUUCACGAGAUGAUUCGAUCACUAAACUGUAAGCACUAGUACCAUGAAAACAGAGCGAACUGCUGCCAUCGAGAGCACGUACCGAAGAGAGCUUUCUAGUGUUAUGCGCAGGUAGGCGCGCAUGCUAGUGCUCGGCGAUUUACGCGAGCGAUGAUCAAUAGCUGCUGCCAUCUGACGUGACGGCGCAAACUCACUACAUGCAGAAUCCCGAACAGACAUCUAUCUCUUUUUUUCCAAGGCUGAAAGCGUACGUUCAGCGGCCAGCACGUUGAUGCUUGACGAAAGGCACCUAUGCUCCCCUCCCCCCCCCCCACUCAUCCCCCGCUCAUCUCAAGCGUCGCGGUCGUCAAGCAGAUUAAUUAAUAUCAAUCAUCGAUAUUAUUAAUCAUAUUAUUUAUUAUUAUUUGUUAUUAAAUUUUUUAGUAUAAUGUUAUUGUCUUUUUAAAUUAUAAUAAAAUUAAUUUUAAUAAAAAAAUUAAUUAAAUAAUAAAAAUUUGUAAUAAUUUAUUAAAUACACAUAUAAAGAAGAGCUGAUUUAUUGAUGAGUUAGCAAAAGAUUAAUGAAAAAAAA
Molecule: messenger RNA, 5447 nt
Organism: Monomorium pharaonis (pharaoh ant)
Lineage: Eukaryota; Metazoa; Arthropoda; Insecta; Hymenoptera; Formicidae
Gene: TAF1B
Product: TATA box-binding protein-associated factor RNA polymerase I subunit B
Biological process (GO): RNA polymerase I preinitiation complex assembly; nucleolar large rRNA transcription by RNA polymerase I
Cellular component (GO): RNA polymerase transcription factor SL1 complex; RNA polymerase I core factor complex
Molecular function (GO): RNA polymerase I core promoter sequence-specific DNA binding
Source: RefSeq, a predicted model, not a curated record